Phacochoerus africanus (Common warthog) is the source of this 2326-nucleotide messenger RNA. It is a transcript of the gene ST3GAL3, whose product is annotated as ST3 beta-galactoside alpha-2,3-sialyltransferase 3. Lineage: Eukaryota; Metazoa; Chordata; Mammalia; Artiodactyla; Suidae. Gene Ontology annotation, molecular function: sialyltransferase activity. The transcript has 13 exons. The record is from RefSeq and is a predicted model, not a curated record. Bases 172 to 1392 code for a protein of 406 amino acids.
GGCUGCGCCCAGGCGGCCCGCCGCGUCGUGGGCGCCCGCCGGGGUCCCCCGCGGCUGCCGCAGCCGCCUACGCCGUCGCCCCCGCCUCGUCGCCCGUGUCAGGCCGGGCGCCGCCUCCCCCCUGCGUCCCUCUGCGCUGCGGUCAUGUAGGAAACUGUAAAUCAUGUGAAGAUGGGACUCUUGGUCUUUGUACGCAAUCUGCUGCUAGCCCUCUGCCUUUUUCUGGUAUUGGGAUUUUUGUAUUAUUCUGCGUGGAAGCUGCAUUUACUCCAGUGGGAGGACUCCAAUUCAGUGGUUCUUUCCUUUGACUCCGCUGGACAAACGCUAGGCUCAGAAAGAAUGGCUCUGGUUACCUUGUGGAGAAUCCAUGACAAAGGGACACGACAGGACACGGGGAAAGCCGGUCGGAGGCUGUUGAUAGUAAAUCCAGAGUAUGACCGGUUGGGCUUUCUCCUGAAGCUGGACUCUAAACUGCCUGCUGAGUUGGCCACCAAGUACGCAAACUUUUCAGAAGGAGCUUGCAAGCCCGGCUACGCGUCAGCCGUGAUGACUGCCAUCUUCCCCCGGUUCUCCAAACCAGCACCCAUGUUCCUGGAUGACUCCUUCCGAAAGUGGGCCAGGAUCCGGGAAUUUGUGCCGCCUUUUGGGAUCAAAGGUCAAGACAAUCUGAUCAAAGCCAUCCUGUCUGUCACCAAAGAGUACCGCCUGACCCCGGCCUUGGACAGCCUCAGCUGCCGCCGCUGCAUCAUCGUGGGCAACGGAGGUGUCCUCGCCAACAAGUCCCUGGGGUCACGAAUUGAUGACUAUGACAUUGUGGUCAGACUGAACUCGGCGCCAGUGAAAGGCUUCGAGAAGGACGUGGGCAGCAAAACCACACUACGCAUCACCUACCCCGAGGGCGCCAUGCAGCGGCCCGAGCAAUACGAACGCGAUUCUCUCUUCGUCCUCGCUGGCUUCAAGUGGCAGGACUUCAAGUGGCUGAAGUACAUCGUCUACAAGGAGCGAGUGAGUGCAUCGGACGGCUUCUGGAAAUCAGUGGCCACUCGCGUGCCCAAGGAACCCCCAGAGAUUCGCAUCCUCAAUCCAUAUUUCAUCCAGGAAGCCGCCUUCACCCUCAUCGGACUGCCUUUCAACAAUGGCCUCAUGGGCCGAGGGAACAUCCCGACCCUCGGCAGUGUGGCCGUGACCAUGGCACUGCACGGCUGCGACGAGGUGGCCGUCGCGGGCUUCGGCUACGACAUGAGCACACCCAACGCACCCCUGCACUACUACGAGACCGUGCGCAUGGCAGCCAUCAAAGAGUCCUGGACGCACAACAUCCAGCGAGAGAAAGAGUUUCUGCAGAAGCUGGUCAAAGCACGUGUCAUCACUGACCUGACCAGCGGCAUCUGAGGCGGACCCAGCACACCGCCACCUGCCCACGGCAUUGGCCCCGGUCGGGCUCUGCCUGAGAGGCGUGGGAGCCUUCGGGCCCAGGGAAGGACAGUGCCAAGUGUCCCCAGGGGUGGCAAGGCCUUGGCAGGGCCGUCAGAGCGGUGUCUGCUCAGAGGCCAGCCCCAGAGACCAGCCCUCGGCCUCCCUCUCAGCCUGGGUCCUUGAAGCCAGAGGGCCAGGAGGCCACUGGCCGUGCCUGGCAGGCCCAGCAUGCGCGAGGCGGACAUCGGGCAGCAGGCCGGCUGCCGGAAUCCUUUCUCCAGUCAGUGUUCGGUGUAUUUUCAUUUUGUGAAUUGGGGGUGGGGGGGAGGGAGGGAUAAUUUAUUUUUGAAGACGGUUGGAGAUGUCAAGUUUGGUCCACUUGCCGUGCAGAAAGGGACCCACCGAAGGGCCCCUCGGGCAGUGGUCCCCUGGGCUCCCCGUAGAGCGGGAGUGCCAUGACUGGCCUGUGUCCUGCUCGGGGGCGGGGGGGGGGGGCACCGGGAGGUGGGCAGCCUCUCAGGCCAGCCCCGUCCAGCUCAUGACCCUGUUUGGCCUUUCUUGGGGAGCAGAUGGGAUAUUCCCACUCAGCAGCCCCUAGCUGUCCCAGAGGGAAACCCUGGAGCCAUCCUUUAAGCCCACAAGAUGCCCCCGGGCUGGAGCGGCCAGAACGUCAGAGUUCAGGGGGUGAGGCCUGGCCCAGCCUGAUGCAGCUGCAGCUGACCCCUAGGACAGUGUCCCGGGCCUGGAGUGACCCAUCUGGCAGCUCUUCUGGAUAUCAGCAAUGAGACCGCCAGGUCCUUGGGGGCUGCCUUUUGCCUGGACCACGGGGACGAGAGGCCCGAGGGCCUCUCCCAGGCUAUGGCAGUCGUCCUGGGCAGCCAUCGUGGAAGCAAUAAAGCUUUUCCCUGAA